Prunus dulcis (almond) is the source of this 1436-nucleotide messenger RNA. Its product is annotated as calcineurin B-like protein 7. The record is from RefSeq and is a predicted model, not a curated record. Lineage: Eukaryota; Viridiplantae; Streptophyta; Magnoliopsida; Rosales; Rosaceae. The transcript has 9 exons. Gene Ontology annotation, molecular function: calcium ion binding; kinase binding. Bases 461 to 1117 code for a protein of 218 amino acids. Gene Ontology annotation, biological process: calcium-mediated signaling.
UUCUCUGUCAUAUAUCUCUUUUUUCUAGUGUUACUUUCCUUUUUUUCUCUUUUGGGAGUUUUAGUGGGGAGGUGGGGGAAACUGGUUUAAUUUGCAUGCUGCUCUUGUGUGCUGGCUGAGGUCAACUUAGGUAGAUGUUGGGUUUCUUUCAUUUUCAUUGUUUUUCAGAAAGAUGUAAUGAUAUUUUGGAAAUAGUUUGUUUUUGCUUGAGUUUGGAGGGUGGAAAUCUUGAUAAGAAAGCAGACACUGCUGUUUUGCUCUGCAGGUUGACUUUUUCUGAAUGUUUUUGCAGCUUGGCUCUGCAAGCAUGGAAAGUUUGUGGCUCAGUCUCCAUUUUCUUGGUGGUGUUAUCCUUUCUCUGCUGGGAUGGGAUGAAAUUGCUGCUCAUAAUACCUAUUAAUUUGAUGCAUUUUUCGUUGGAUUCUGGCAGAUCAAACAUUUGAUAAUCUUAUAUUGGACCAUGCGUCGUUUCCUGCACUGCCUUUGCUUGAUGGGUUCCAAAGUUGAUAGACAUAGACUUGGGUAUGAGGACCCUACUAUUCUUGCUUCAGAAACUGCUUUUACAGUAAAUGAAGUGGAGGCCUUGUAUGAUCUGUUUAAGAAACUAAGCAGUUCCAUAAUUAAAGAUGGUCUUCUUCUACACAAGGAAGAAUUCCAACUUGCACUAUUUCAGAGCAGCAGUAAACAGAAUCUUUUUGCGGAUAGGGUAUUUGACUUGUUUGACAUCAAGCGUAAUGGGGUUAUUGAAUUUGGAGAGUUUGUUCGGUCAUUAAGUAUUUUUCACCCAAAUGCUUCCGAAGCAGAAAAAAUAUCAUUUGCAUUCAGAUUGUAUGAUCUACGACAGACCGGCUACAUUGAGCGUGAUGAGGUGAAGGAGAUGGUGUCAGCCCUAUUGAGUGAAUCAGAUCUGGAACUUUCCGAUGAUGUUAUUGACUCAAUUGUAGAUAAGACAAUGGUGGAGGCAGAUUUCAAAGGGGAUGGGAAAAUCGAUCAAGAAGAGUGGAAAGAAUUUGUAGCAAAACAUCCAUCUCUAAUAAAGAAUAUGACUCUUCCAUAUCUAAAGGACAUAACCAUACAAUUUCCCAGCUUUGUGCUCAAAACUGAAGUUCGAGAUUAGAUAUAAUAGUAUUACAAAGAUAGACAGUGCCAAUGUUUUUCGCCUCAGACGACGGACACAUCAAGUAAGCAGCCUGUGUAAAGCAUGGCACAUAGAAGAGGAAAGGAACCAAACAAAAUAUUGAGACUGCACCCCUUAGCAUAGCCCCAAUUGAGAUCAAGCAUCGCGUGGUAUGUUUUCUACAAAGUUUUCGGUAAUAAAGGCCUCACUCAGCAAACACUCUAGUGGUUCAAUGUAUUAUGUAAUUUAACUGUUUAAUUUGUACACAGUGUAAAUUUUAGUUUAGAAUGUUUAUAUUCUUUCCCCCUUUUCCCCUUUA